UGUAAGCCUGUCAUUUACAAAUUAUUACUUCCUUUCGUCGCAUAGUCGCUGGUUCCUGAAGUUCAUUUGCUAUCCACGUGCUUUUUUCGCUUAGAAAAUGGGUUUUGAAAACAUCUGGUACAGCCAUCCCCGCAAAUAUGGCCAGGGUUCACGAUCAUGCCGUGCAUGCUCCAACAGGCAUGGAUUGAUUCGCAAAUAUGGACUAAACCUGUGCCGUCAAUGCUUCAGGGAGUACGCCAACGAUAUUGGAUUCAAGAAGCUGGAUUGAGUUAAUAAUUAUGUAUAUUUUAACAAUACAUAAAAUUUAAAUAAAGCUUUUUUUAACCUUCAUUCUUUCUCUCUUUGAGAAGCUAAGAAACUCCCUCAAUUCCUUCCCAUUAAAACAUUCAAAGAAAAUAAAA
Molecule: messenger RNA, 401 nt
Organism: Dendroctonus ponderosae (mountain pine beetle)
Lineage: Eukaryota; Metazoa; Arthropoda; Insecta; Coleoptera; Curculionidae
Gene: RpS29
Product: 40S ribosomal protein S29
Exons: 3
Coding region: 98-268 (56 amino acids)
Biological process (GO): translation
Cellular component (GO): cytosolic small ribosomal subunit; ribosome
Molecular function (GO): structural constituent of ribosome; zinc ion binding
Source: RefSeq, a predicted model, not a curated record